AUGGUAAGUGCAAUUUUUCGAGCUAUUUAAAACACUUAUAAUAAAUUUAUAUCUGCAUCAUAUUAGCAGUGGAAGCAGUCAGAACAUUAGAUAGAGUUGGAUUUUAUAUAAAAACCUGCUCUUUUGAUAUCUUUUUUAUUCGUUUUAACGAGAUUGCUGCUAACUUAAAGUGAUAUAGAACUUUAUAUUCAACUUGCUAUUAAUUGUGGAACACAUUUGAUAUUAUUUUUACUAAUUAAACUCCAUUAAUCCUUUAAAUCAGCAUACCUGGAAAUACCACGAAUAUCUCAACUUAUACUUUUAAAUUGGUAUUGCUAUUACUUUUACUAGUCAAACUCCUCUUUUUUAUUGAUUUACACAACUGUAAAUGUGGUUUAGUUCAAUAUAUCAUAUAGUGUAUCCUUCAAAUUGAUCCAUUUAGGAAUUUUUGUGACUGGUUAUCUGUUGAUAAUUGAAGAAAAAUCUAAUGAAUGCUUGUGUAUUGUCAUAUCAAUGAUCCUGAUGCAUAUUUUGAGAAAAGAACAAAAUUUGAUGUCGAUUUAUUCAAAAAUACAAGCACUGUUUCUGAUAAUAGAUUCAUUUCCUUCAGCUAUGUGUAUUGUAUAAAAAAAUAAAAGUCAGUUACUUUAUUCUAAUAAAAGUUUUGAAAAUUUAUCUUUAACUCUUGAAGGGACAAAUAGUUCAGAAACUGAUCAAUCACCUGAUAGGAUUUAGAAUUAUUCAAAAUUUCAAUUACAUUUUUUGUCGAAUCUUUAAUUGGCAGAACUAAAUCAAAAAGGAAUAUCACUAAUAGAUUUUGGAGAUGAGUUUCAAAUAGAUUAAUUUAAAAUAAGAAAAGUUAUAUAUAAAAAAGAGGAGGAAAGUCCUGAAAAUAGUUCAAAGAAAUUAAUCUAUAAUUUAAAUUAGAAUCAGAAACCAAAUACAUAAUUAAAAUAUCAAUAGCAAUUUUUUUCAACAUUCACCACAAAAGAUGAUGACUCAAUUAUCAAAAAACAGUAUACUGCAGAUAUCGCAUUGCUUGUUGAAUUAAGACAUUAGCCUUAUAUGUGUUUAAAAAGGAGACAAAGGAAGAGAUCAUCAAAUAGAUUAAGUAUCAAUAAACCCUCGACACCAACCAGUGGAAAAAUGUCCUUUGAACAACUGAUUAGGGAAAAUCCUUAUUAAAAAAACCCUGCAUAAUCUCCGUCAACGAUGUAACAUGAAAUGAAGUUCCUGAUUCAUGUGAUAGAAAAUUAUAAAUUGUUCAAUGAUGAUGAUGAGUUGUAACUAUUUUAUUUACAGGAAUUGAAUCCAGUUCUAUUAUAAACUACCUUGAAAAAAUUAGAAUCCGUCAAGAAAAAUUUAUUAAGAUCCAUUUCACAUGAAUUAUUAACCAAUUUAAAUGCCGCUUAUGGUUACAUAAAAUAGUGUUAGGAUCGGUUAUUAAAAGGUGAGGAAAUGUCAGAAUAAUUGGCUUGUGCCUUAAGAUACACUAAAUUGUAGUUAUUCAAAGUUUAAGACUUUUUUGAUUAUAGAUAUUUACUAGAUGAUAAAUUAAAGUUAAGAGAAGACAAGUUUGAACUAAUCAAUGCAAUAACUGAAUGUGUUGAUUUAAUUAAAGAUCAAAUAUCCAGAAAACAAUUGAGUUAUGAAUUAGAUAUCCCAGACAAUUGUACUUACAUUAUUUCAGGGGAUAGGUAAAGGUUCUGUUAAGUAAUUUUAAAUUUAUUGACUAAUGCCAUUAAAUUUACUUUACAAGGGAAAAUCACAGUGGAAGUGAAAAAAAAAACUUAUGUUCCUUCCUAUUUUGGUAUAAUAGAUGAAGUUUAAUCCUAAAUCUAUUUGGACGAUUCUAAUUUAUUGGAAAUCCACAUCAAAGAUAGCGGAGUAGGAAUGGAUGAAGAGGAAUUAAUAACACUAAGAAAGAAGUUGCAUGGGGCAGAUGAAGAUGAAAAGGUUUCAAAAUAAUCCGUGGGAAUAGGAUUGGGUUUACAAGUAUGCAAAUCUAUUAUUCGUUAAUUGGCACCUUCUAAUUUUAACUAACUAUUUGUAGAAUCAGUUAAGGAUAUGGGAUCUUAAUUUUAUUUUUGUUUAAAGUACUUAGAGGAAAAGUCUUAAGUUUAAAAGUCAUAAUAAUUAACAAUACCAUUAUAAGAAGCUCAGAGUGCAUCUGUCAAAGUUUUAAAUUAUAAAAAGGGACACUCUUAAAAUGGACUGACUUUCUUUAAGAAACGUAGUUCUCAUGAUAUAUCCAUUGAAAUUCCAAGGAAAAUUUAAUUUUAAUGCAAUUGCUAGACCAUUUUAAUUGUGGAUGAUGAAUAAUUUAAUAUUGAUGUGAUUGGCCACAUCAUAAAGGAAAUGGGAUUUGAGAUUGAGUUUGCAUUCAAUGGUAAAUAAGCAGCAGACAAGGUUUCGAGGAAAUUAUAGGAUAAAUGUAGUGGUAAAUGCACUGGUUAUCAUUGUAUUCUAAUGGAUAUCAAUAUGCCUAUAAUGAGUGGUUGGGAGGCGGUUUAAAUAAUAAGAUAGAUUGAAUGCCAAUUAUAAUUGAUCAGAGCCAUACCAGUCAUUGCAGUCACAGCUUUUUGUAGUAUAUUUGAUUAGGAGAAGAGUAUCAACGAAGGUUUUGAUGGAGUGAUUAUUAAGCCAGCUACAAAAGAAAAAAUUAAAAUGGUUUUCGAACAUCUAAAUCUAUGA
Molecule: messenger RNA, 2673 nt
Organism: Paramecium tetraurelia
Lineage: Eukaryota; Ciliophora; Oligohymenophorea; Peniculida; Parameciidae
Exons: 2
Biological process (GO): phosphorylation; phosphorelay signal transduction system
Molecular function (GO): phosphorelay sensor kinase activity
Source: RefSeq, a predicted model, not a curated record